UUAACCACGGGGCGAUAUGUUCUGCUUUGAAAACGGAACGGGACUUUUUCAUGGUGCUUUUUCACAGUAUGGCACUUUAAGGUCUACAACUACAUCUCACUCUCAAGGUAUUUUGGGUGACAGCUGUUUAAUAAAGUUUUACCCAGUUUAUUUUUAUUUAUUUUUUUCGUUAGCCUUAAUUGCCACCGUUUAUAUCAAACUGCGCACAGUAGCUGCUUCGAUGAGAUGCCUGGAGGUUUGGGUUAAACAGGAAGCUUUUCCCGGGGUGAAGUUGAGGAAAGACGAAAAAACUUCCUCCGUGUGCUGCCUGCCACGUCUGAAACCCACUCCCGGCACUUCCUGGUCAGGACACGGCUAAAAGCAGCAGCAGCAGCGGCGGAGGAGAGGGAUAAGACUUGAAGUCACUGACGAUCUGCCAUGCUGCCCAGACUUCCUGUCCAUAUACUCAUUUCUUGGCCAGUUCUUCUGGUGCAGGUCAGCACGGCCGAUCCAUCCAAGAAGAGCCCUGCUGCCCCAACCAGACCUCCAUCCCGCCCUCCUCCUCCUCUGGCUGACCCCAGCUGGGCUCUUGGUCUGCACCUGUACCAGGCCCUCCGCUCUGACUCGAUCUCUGUAAACACCCUCUUCUCCCCUCUGCUUGUGGCCUCCUCACUUGGAGCGCUGGAUGGAGGUUCAGCAGGUACCACUUCCAGCCAGCUCCAAGACCUCAUCAAGACCCCAUCCCCCUCCAAGGCUGGAGCCCACACUGGGGAUCUUCUGUCCGAGGCGUUAAAGAGCUUCACUGCAGCCAAUGGUACCAGCUUUCACCUGCACACAUCCUCAGCUCUGUUUUCCAAGCAAGCUCCUCCAGUCAGCCAGGCGUUUGUGAAGGAGAGCCAGGCUAGGUUCAGGCUGCUGCAUCAGCCACUGGGAAAAGGAGACUCCAAGGCUGACCUGAAGCAGCUCCAUGGUUGGGCCAAGGCUGGGCUUGGUGGGCUGGAGGGAGCUCCUUUAGCAGCUUACAUCCAGGCUAAGGCUGGAGCUCUGAUACUGGCCAAUGCCCUGCGCUUUAAAGGCCUCUGGGAGAGAGAGUUCAGCGAGGGGAGCACAGAUCAUCGUACCUUCUUGGGGAAGGAAUACACCAAAGUAAUGAUGAUGCACAGAGCAGGUUUGUACCGUCACCAUGAAGACAUAGAAAACAUGGUGCAGGUUCUGGAGGCGCCUCUAUGUGGGGGCAAGGCCAGCGUUGUGCUUCUAAUGCCCUUUCAUGUGGAGAGCCUGGCAAGGUUGGAGAAGCUUCUGACUCUUGAGCUGCUGUCCAAGUGGCUGGAGAAGACCAAUAUCACCAGUGUGUCCAUCUCGCUGCCCGUGACCAACAUCACCAGCACACUCAGUCUGCAGAAGCAGUUGUCUGCUCUGGGCUUGACCGAUGCCUGGGACCAGAAGGUGGCCGACUUCUCGGGGGUGUCAGACAAGGGCAAGGGGAAACUCCACCUGGGUGGAGUCCUCCAUUGGGCUUCCCUUGAGCUGGCUGCUCAAGCUGGGAAAGGAGACGCAGAUCUAGAGGAGGAGAACAUAGAAAAGCCCAAACUGUUCUACGCUGAUCACCCCUUCAUCAUCUUUGUCAGAGACAACACGACUGGAGCCCUGCUGCUCAUGGGAGCUCUGGACCAUGUAGAGGGAGAGGCCCUCCAUGAUGAACUGUAAUACCCACCAACAUAUAUAUCCUUUUCCAGUCUUCUUUUUUGGCUCUGUGUCUUACAAGCUCCCUCUCAAAGACGACCUACUGGUUUCUAAGUCGAUACAUUGCCAUUCACUGUGGCACCCUAUCACAUCAGACAACGGCUGGCUGUCAUACAUAGACGCUGCAUAGUCCUGCGCUGACUGACACUGACAUACCUGACACACACACACACACACAGACCCCUACAUGGCAUACAUAAAGAUACAGUGUAAGACAUAACUGAAGUCGACGGAUACAGCAAAAACACUAACUUGGAGAGACUCCCUGCAUUGUCUCUCUCACACACACAUACGCACACAUUCAAGGCCUCAAUGAUCAACACAAACCAAAAUAAAAAAGAACGCACUGACAAACCCUAACAUGCUGACGAGCAGAAGUGGCUACACUCACUCAACACUUAACAGCGGCAUCUACAAAGAACAGAGACUUACAGUGACACUUGAAUCCUCCCUGUCAGCCAAACACCAGAGCCUGUUAGUGAGCGAGUGAGUGAGCGAGUGAGUGAGCGAGUGAGUGAGCGAGUGAGUGAGCGAGUGAGUGAGCGAGCGUGCGCGGUGACCGACAGAUCAAGGGUGCCCAUGCGGCCGCUCCCGAAGCUGACAGGGACCCACGGUGGGGUCCCCUGGGCUACAUCAGAGGAAGACUGAUGGAUCAGCCAAGUGCUUAUUGAUGAGCCAGCUUAAUGCUAAUGGCCGUAAUGACUCACAACGCUUGUCAACAACACGGAGAGGACGGGGAACCUUUUAAUCUCUUAAUACCAGCCAGGAUCAAUGACAGCGCUAUGCCGCUGGAAACAAACACGACUGACAUCGCUCGACUUAAAUAUAACAACUUAAUAUUUAGGAUGAUUACAGCCAUUCAAAGAGGUAUUGAUUUUUAUUUGUACAUUUAGUUUUUUUUUUUUUAAGCACCAGAGGAAAUGAUUGUGAUAUGUGAAUGAACCACAGUAGCUCCUGUGGUAUGUGUGAAGUGUAUGUUUGAUAUUUGAUGAGGUGUAUUUUUUUAAAUAAAUAUUUCUGUUUGAUAGAAACCAA
Perca flavescens (yellow perch) is the source of this 2757-nucleotide messenger RNA. RefSeq names its product serine (or cysteine) peptidase inhibitor, clade H, member 2 (gene serpinh2). Bases 418 to 1686 code for a protein of 422 amino acids. Gene Ontology annotation, biological process: collagen fibril organization; negative regulation of endopeptidase activity. Gene Ontology annotation, molecular function: serine-type endopeptidase inhibitor activity. Gene Ontology annotation, cellular component: endoplasmic reticulum. Lineage: Eukaryota; Metazoa; Chordata; Actinopteri; Perciformes; Percidae. The transcript has 5 exons. The record is from RefSeq and is a predicted model, not a curated record.